Zootoca vivipara (common lizard) is the source of this 3873-nucleotide messenger RNA. The record is from RefSeq and is a predicted model, not a curated record. NCBI's taxonomy places the organism in Eukaryota, Metazoa, Chordata, Lepidosauria, Squamata, Lacertidae.
UCUCCCUAACGGCGGGGCUGUUCCUGGGUCGCUCUCUUUGGGGACCCCGCGGGCUCCGCAGGACGCGGGGGCGGUGGAGGAUGGGCGGCAUUUCUGCCCUGGACCCGCACAGGUGCCCAGCCCCAAGGCUGUGGGGCAGAAGCCACGGGAGCCUUGAUGCAGUGAGGACAUGAUCCUGCCAUGGCACGGCCAGCCGCAAAGAAGGAGGAGGAGGAGGAGGGUGCCACUGGGGCGCCCCCCCGGCCGUCGCCAUGGCGAAGCGGGAGUCCAGCUCUAGCCCGGUGGUGCGGCAGAUCGACAAGCAGUUCCUAGUGUGCAGCAUCUGCCUGGACCGCUACCACAACCCCAAGGUGCUCCCCUGCCUGCACACCUUCUGCGAAAGGUGUCUCCAGAACUAUAUCCCGCCCCAGAGCCUGACCCUCUCCUGCCCCGUCUGCCGCCAGACCUCCAUCCUGCCCGAGAAGGGGGUGGCCGCCCUGCAGAACAACUUCUUCAUCACCAACCUCAUGGAGGUCUUGCAGCGCCAGCCCGACAGCGCCAGCCACGAAGACGCCGCCGCCGCCAUGCUGGACUCGGCCAGCGCCGUGCCUGGAAAGUCUCUCUCCUGCCCCAACCACGAGGGGAAGGUGAUGGAGUACUACUGCGAGUCGUGCGAGACGGCCAUGUGCCACGAGUGCACGGUGGGGGAGCACCGGGAGCACAUGACAGUGCCGCUGCGGGACGUGGUGGAGCAGCACAAGGCCUCCCUGCGCCAGCAGCUGGACGCCAUCAAGAGCCGUCUGCCUCAGUUGACCACGGCCAUCGGGCUGGUCUCCGAGAUCAGCCAGCAGCUGGUGGAGCGCAAGAACGAUGCCGUGGCCGAGAUCGGAAGCACUUUUGCCGAACUGGAGAAGGCGCUGCACCAGCGGAAGGGGCUGCUGGUCCGGGACCUGGAGGCCCUGUGUGGAGCCAAGCAGAAGGUGCUGCAGGCGCAGCUGGACACGCUCCGCCAGGGCCAGGAGAACAUCCUGAGCAGCUGCAGCUUCACGGAGCAGGCUCUGGACCACGGCUCCGAGACGGAGGUCCUGUUGAUCAAGAAGCAGAUGACCGAGCGCCUGAGCGAGCUGGCCGGCCGCGACUUCCCUGAGCAGCCGCACGAGAACGCCCAGGUGGACUAUGUGGUGGAGACGGAGGGCGUGCGCAAGUCCAUCCUCAACCUGGGCGUCCUGCUGACCACCAGCGCCAUCGCUCACAAGACGGUGGCCACGGGGGAGGGCCUGCGCCACGCCGUGGUGGGCCAGGCCGCCUCGCUGACCGUCACCACCAAGGACAAGGACGGGGAGCUGGUGCGCAGCGGGAGCGCCUGCCUGCAGGCCGAGGCCACGGCGCCGGACGGCUCGGCCCUGGGCCACGAGGUGCUGGACAACAAGAACGGCACCUACGAGCUGCUCUACACGCCGCGCCACGAGGGAGACCACCUGCUCUCCAUACGCCUCUACGGGCAGCCCAUCCGCGGAAGCCCCUUCCGCGUCAAGGCCGUCAAGGCCUCCGAUGUGCCGCCCUCCCCAGAUGACGUCAAGCGCCGCGUCAAGUCUCCCAGCAGCGGCCACAUCCGGCAGAAGGCCGUGCGGCGCCCCUCCAGCAUGUACAGCAGCGGCAAGAAGAAGGAGAACCCCAUUGAGGACGAGCUCAUCUUCCGCGUGGGGAGUCGCGGUCGGGAGAAGGGCGAGUUCACCAACCUGCAGGGCAUCUCCACCUCCGGCAGCGGGCGCAUCGUGGUGGCCGACAGCAAUAACCAAUGUGUGCAGGUCUUCUCCAAUGAGGGCCAGUUCCGCCUGCGCUUUGGGGUGCGGGGCCGCUCCCCAGGCCAGCUGCAGCGCCCCACGGGGGUCACCGUGGACCUCAAUGGAGACAUCAUCAUUGCGGACUACGACAAUCGCUGGGUCAGCAUCUUCUCCCCCGAGGGCAAGUUCAAGACCAAAAUCGGAGCCGGCCGCCUGAUGGGCCCCAAGGGGGUGGCUGUGGACCGCAACGGCCACAUCAUUGUGGUGGACAACAAGGCCUGCUGCGUCUUCAUCUUCCAGUCCAACGGGAAGCUGGUGGCCAAGUUUGGCAGCCGUGGCACCUCGGAGCGCCAGUUUGCAGGUACCCUUGACGGGCCACACUUUGUUGCCGUCAACAACAAGAACGAGAUCGUGGUGACUGACUUCCACAACCACUCCGUGAAGGUGUACAGUGCGGACGGAGAGUUCCUCUUCAAGUUUGGCUCACAUGGUGAGGGGAACGGGCAGUUCAACGCCCCAACGGGGGUCGCGGUGGACUCCAACGGGAACAUCAUUGUGGCCGACUGGGGCAACAGCCGGAUCCAGGUUUUUGACAGCGCAGGCUCCUUCCUGUCUUACAUCAACACCACGGCAGACCCCCUCUACGGCCCGCAGGGCUUAGCGCUGACGUCCGACGGACACGUGGUGGUGGCCGACUCUGGCAACCACUGCUUCAAGGCCUACCGCUACCUGCAGUAGCCCCGGGGGGGGGCAGGCUGGGCCCGGGAGGGGGCCGUGGGGCUUCUCCUUCCUGCCCACCUGCUGGCCUUAAGGACGAUGGGCUCAGGUGGGGGGCUGGACCCUCAACGGGGGGGGCCUGCUCCCCAACGCUGGGCGGGGGGCUCUGGCAGCUGAGUGUGACGGUGCCAAUCGCUAUCGAGGCAGCUAUAGGUGCACUGAGGGCGGGGGGGGGGGCUUUCUGGGGGGUGGGGAGGGAGCGUCGCCCGCUUGGCUUCUCCAAGGACUAUUUUUUGGGGAUGGGGAGAACUCCCUUUGUGGGCACAACGGUCGCUGCUUGCUGGCUUCAGCGGCUCUGGCCACCCCCUUGCCAACUCUCACGGGGGUCUGGGACCCCAAGCGCUGCCCCCUCCCUUGCCCCUUGCUCUCCCCCCCCACAGAAUCUCUCUGCACUUUAUCUCCAAGGCAGACCCCUCCCCACUUAUCUGACUCUGUUGCAGGAGGGGACAAUCGCCCCCCAGCCUGGCUGCAGGUGGGAGAGAAGAGAGGCUGCGGCCUUCUGGGCAUGCAAAUGGGCAGGUUGCUCCCUCCCCCAGGGGGUUGGGCUAGAUGGCCCUUGGGGGUCCCUUCCAACUCUAGAAUUCCACCAUUCCUUUCUGGGUUUCUGGGCAUCCAAAGCAAGGAACAGGGGCGGCUUUCCUCAUCUGGGCAGGAGCUGUGGACCAGCAGGAAGAGGCAUUGCUUCGGGGCAGCUCAGAUAAUGGGGGGCCCAGAGCAACUCUGCUCCAGGGGGCUGGGCUGGAUGACCCCUGGGGGUCCCUUCCAACUCUACAAUUCCGAGAUAACCAGCACCCUUGGCCGGCUUUGGAUUGGUGGCACUUUGGCCUGCCUGCUUAUUCCCCACGCCUUUGCCCCUCUCCGCUAUGGGGAGAAUGCCUGAUGGACACAGCCGCUUUCCCCCCCCCCAGGCUCUCCUCUCCUCCCAGACUGAGAUGCCCUUGAUCUUCAUCUUUUUACUUGUGGUGGUUGGGGGGGGGGAGAGAGAUGGCUGGGGGGCAUGGCUGAGCAGCUGGUGCUUUGCCCUCAAGAGCCACCCCUCCCCCCCCCCCGCCCCUCUCCAGAGGGGCUGCUUCUAGACCCAGAGAGCCUUCCCACCCCCUACAGACUUGUGUGGAGCCUUUGCCCUCCUGCUCCCCCAGGACCUCCUGCUCCUGCCAACAGCCGCUCCACCCCCUGGACAACUCCCCCCCCCCCGGCCAAAGGGCUGCCCUGCCCCUCUGGACCUGACACAAGCACUCCUGUCUGCUGGGCUAAGACAAGGCAGCCCCGUGCUCAUGACAAAAUGUAUGUAAAAAAUAAAUAAAAUAAAAUAAAUAAAAGUAUUCUGAAAGAA